GGCCGAAUAUCACACGAGCGUUAUCGUCCCUGGAGGUCAGCAGACGACAACAACAAUGGCGGAUGGCGAUAAGGCCAUAGAGAAUGAAGCUGACAAAUUAAGAGUAGCUUUUCAUGGCAAAUACAGUGUUUCAGAUUUUGUGGAGAAGAAGUUGUAUGACCAAAGAGAUAUUGACAAUAUAAAAAGUAAUGAUUUAUAUGUACAACAGUUCAUUAGGAAAACAGAACCUAUAACUGAGGCUGCAGACAGAUUACACGAAGCAUUGAAAUGGAGGAAAGAAUGUGGGAUCAGAGAUGCCACAGAAGAAUCAUUUCCUCGAUGGGCUUUGGAGAGAGGUGCAAUAUAUUUUCAUAAUGUAGAUAAAGAUGGUAAAAAGUUGUUAUUUGUGAGAGUGAAAGAACAUAAGAAAGAUGCCAGCGUUUUACCAGAUAUUAAGAGGUUCUUUGCCUACCACCUAGAAACACAGUAUAAUGAAGAUCCACAUUCAGAAAUCACACUUGUAUUUGAUAUGGCUGAUGCAGGCUUAUCUAAUUUAGAUAUGGACCUGAUUAAGUUUGUUAUUACAUGUUUCAAGGUUUAUUAUCCAUCUCUUUUAAAUGUCAUGUUAAUUUAUGAAAUGCCUUGGUUGUUUAAUGCUGCUUGGAAAAUUAUAAAGACAUGGUUAAGUGCUGAGGCUGUCAAGAAGAUAAAAUUUAUAACCAGAAGUGAUGCACAAGCAUAUAUUAACAAAGAUCAACUAUUAGAACACAUGGGUGGAACAGAUAAAUUCCAAUUCCGUUAUUUAACUCCAGAGGAAAGAUUAGAGGAAGAAAAUAAAGCAAAUAGAAAGAAGGUUACGUUUGCUGAUGUGGAUAAAUCACCAGUAGACUCUUCCCCAGAUAAUCUUAAUAAUUCUGCACCAACCAAGCAGAUAACUUUGAAGAUUACGCAAACUAGUCCAAAUAAAUCCAGUUUUAAAAGUCCCCACCAAAGAAGAACAGAAGACAAUAGUUUUAUUGGUAGACUGUUAACCAUCAGUCCUGGUGAUGAACUAUUAUUCACAACAGAUGAAACAGGAAAAGAAACAUUUGAUGUUAUUUCACUGAAAAAUACUCUUCCAUAUGCAAUUGCAUACAAGGUAAAAACCACCUCUCCAGAGAAAUACAGAGUAAGACCAAGUGCUGGAAUUGUCAAGGCUGGUUCAACUGUGGAUGUUCAUGUGUAUCUACAGCAAGGUUAUAACACAGUAUCAAAAGACAAGUUUCUGAUCAUGGCUAUGGAGUUGACCAGUGAUUCUGCUGAUAAUUUACAACAGCUUUGGAAAACAGUUCCUAGAGAAAAUAUCAUGGAACAUAGAUUAAAGUGUAGUCAAGUACACAAGAAUGGAUCACAGGCCAGUAUAGCUUCCAGUGCUUCAUCAUUAGACCAAGUAGACAAGCUUAAUACCAAGAUGGACCAGUUAAUGGAAAGUAACAGAAAGUUGGAACAAACUGUUAGAAUGAUGUUUAUAGUACAAAUAUUAUUUUUAAUACUCAUUCUGAUGUAUUAUGUAAUUUCAUAUUUCUUUCCAUCAUCUUUGCCCCCUCCGGCUCCAAAGGGCAAUAUUUCAGAUUAUUGUGCUGGAAGCAAUUUAUUUUAGUUUUAAAUGUUUGUUUUUUUUUUAUUAUGAAUAGAUUUGCUAUAAAAAGAAACAAAAGAAAAAGAGCAUUAAUGACAUUGAAUAAUAUAUAUAUUCAAAGUUUUAUAUUUUUUUUUAAUUAAAGAAGACAUUUUAUUUUAAAUAUUGAUAGAAAUGACUCGUUUUACUCAGGUUACUAGUCUAACGUCUACAAAAUUAAAUACACAAAGUUUAAAAAUACCAUUGAUUGAUUGUACUUUGUAUUUGAUUGUGUUUUGGCCUAUUAUUUCACUCCUGUUUAAACUAAUUAUUUUGCCGAUAAAGAUUCACAAAUGUUCUGGGUUUUUUUAAAGGCUUAGUCAAACAUAUGGCAAUCAGUAUGGUGCUAUUCCAUUUAAAGUAAAAUUAGGGGGAAGGAACACUUUUUUUGGUUAAAAGUCUUUGGUCAUGUGUGCUUUAAUAUGGCAAUGAUGGAUCAAAUGCUUGCCAAAUUUCUCAAAAAACAAUCAUAGUUUGUGGAGUAUUUUAAAAGUUUAUACCUUCCCUUUUAUAAUUUUUCCUAAUGAAAUAGCACAUAAAGACGAAAGAAAUCUUACCAAGAGAACAAGUUGCCUAGAGUUUAAGUCUUAGUUGUAUUUUUAUAAGUCAUAUGUAGUAUUUCUAGUUUUUAUUUCAUUCUUGGCACAAAAGGAUAUAUCAGUAGGGUAUAGAGGAUCAUCUUGUUAUACAUUUCUGUCCUUAUUUUGGAGUUAAUAUCGAUAAAAAUGAAAAGUGGUUUCAACUGGGAUCUAUAGCACACAAACUCUGAAAAGAAAAGUUUAGAUGUUUUGUGUUGUUAAGAUGCUGUUUUUAUAAUGUGUACUAAAAUAUCCCUUUGUUCUUUUUAAAGUAUGAUAUAUAUUUGAUUUCCCUUUUAAUGAAAUAUGAAAUGGAUAAAAUAAUUUCUCUCCAGAUUACUUUAAAUUGAAUAAUUCUGCAGCAUAUAAGAAUGUUUUUUUCUGCUGUUUGGUUAGAUUGUUGUCUCUUGAACUCGUUCCUAAUUUUAAUUACUAUUUUAUUCCUUAUCCUGUAAUGUUCAUUGACCUUAUAAAUGUAUUAUUUAACAUGACUGUGUAUUUUUCAUUUUUUUUUACUUAUCUAGAUUUGUAAGCUCUUGUCUGUGAUAUAUUUUUUAUGCAUUAGAUGAUUGUACAUGUAUGUUUAAUUGUGAAUUUUAUGUUUUAAUUGGAUGUACUUAUACAGUCAUUGGACACAAGUGAGUUCCCAGUCCAAAAAAGUCCUAUCAUUUCAACUAAAAUCGAUAAUUUUCAAAAAAUUAUUACGAAGUAACUGUAUGAGCGAUUUUCUAAAUAUAGAUACCAAAAGAUGUAGAAAUAUCUGAAGUUUUAUUGUUUAUUUGGUUAUAACAUUAUUCAUGCAUGCUCAUUUUAAUUUUCUGACGAGAUAAACACAAUGAAAAAAACUUGAAAGGUUUGCUAUCAUUCUAACCAAAUUAAAUUCGUAAAAAUUUGCAUUUGAGUUUAACUUAUCAGAUGAUGAAAACAAAACUCAAGAAAAUUAUGACUGAAUAAACAAUAAAAUUUCAGACUUUUUUACAUCUCUUGGUAUCUAAUUUAUAAAAAUCGCUCAUACAUUUAGUUGGUAAUAUUUUUUUGAAAAAUAUCGAUUUUGGUUGAAAUGAUAGGACAUUUUUUGAGUGGGAACUCACUUUUGUCCCAUGACUGUAUGUAUACUAUUUUUAGAAAUAAGUUUAAUCUGUUGUCAGAAUGUGAUGAAAAUGCCAUGUAUUUUAUAAGGAAAAUACUAAACUCAUAAAUAUAAAAGGAUUUAUAAUAUGUAACAAAUUCAUUUUACCAGGAGAAAUUAAAUAUUGAUUUACAAAGCACUAAACACAAUAUUAAAAAGAUCAAAAGAAGAAAAGGGUACUAAGUGCUAAUCAAAUUAUUAAUCAAAGAAAUUUAGACAACCAUGACUUUAAAAUGACAUAAAAACAUCAAACUACAAAAUAGUUUAAGCAAUACAAAUCCUACCAAAAUGGGGUAAACUUGGGGGUACUUGUUGAAGACCAUACAUUGACCUGUAAUGGUUUACUUUUAUACAUUAUUACUUGGAUGUAGAGUUGUCUGAUUGGAACUCAUACCACAUCUUCCUAUAUCUAUAAACCAGUACUUACUCCAAUGGUGGCAGUCACUCACUACAAGCAAAAUUUGAAAGCCUUAUUAAAGAUGAACUAACAUUAACCCAACCAAAAACAUUGAGGUAAAUUCAGAGGUUUAGGAGGACCAGUGCACUCUACUCUUCUAGUAGCAUUUUUCAGUCACAUAUUACAAUAAAAUAUCUCAAAUGAGACAAGACUUAUUUUUCUAACAUUACUUGAACAAUAACAUGUUGGAUUUUGAAUAGUAUUUAAAUGAAAUAAAAUGCAUAUUUUUUUGAGAACUAGCUAGUGUUUGAUGAUUUGUUUAUGUUUUAUAUUUGCUUCACAGAUUGAGCAGAACUUGCAAUAUGUAAAUGUGUUCAUAUAUGUAAUAGAGUUAGUUCCAUGAUACUCAACUUUUAAAAUGCUGCUCUGAAAUAAACUGUUUGCAAAUUGUUUAAAACUUUUUGUUUAUUUUAGCUAAUUAAAGAUGUGAAGAUAGA
Molecule: messenger RNA, 4237 nt
Organism: Mytilus trossulus (common blue mussel)
Lineage: Eukaryota; Metazoa; Mollusca; Bivalvia; Mytilida; Mytilidae
Product: motile sperm domain-containing protein 2-like
Exons: 17
Coding region: 56-1618 (520 amino acids)
Cellular component (GO): endomembrane system; endoplasmic reticulum-endosome membrane contact site
Source: RefSeq, a predicted model, not a curated record